UGUGCCAAAAUGGAUGACCAUCGAAUUCGUGCACUUAUUUAACGAUUCAAGGCCGACGCUGGCUGUUCAAAUGCUGCGUCCGACUAGACAAUGCUGCGCCCGGCGCCUGAAGAGCCUCAAGCCAGGGAGGACCGUGGUCGAUACAAUCGGGAAUAAAAACGCGCACUGUGCCGCGCCAGAGUAGCCUCAACCCUAGGAGGCCGGUGCCCAACCAUGCCCAAUGAAGCUAAGACGUGGCAGGUGCACCGCAAAGAUACUGACUGACAAAUCCUUGCUCCGAUGCAGCACUGGCACGGUGGCGGGGUUUGCCGCAUGCAGCUGGAGGAUAUCUAACACACUCCAAAACCAAGCUCGUUCCCGAUCUGGUCUGUUCCUGGACAGAACCUGUGCGGAAGACCAUACUCAGCAUGCAUGCUUGGCCAUGGCAGCGUGCACGCAGCCCCUCAGCUCCUGCAGGUCCUGCCUCAGCUGCUCCAGGCUCCGCUGCUGGACCUGACUGCCCUGGGCCCGCUGCGCAGGAGCGUCGAGUGCGAGGGCACCGAUGAUCCCUUCCGACGAACGGCGGCACGAACAUCUGGGCACCGACGAACUGAGGACCAGCGUCGGACUGUCGCACCAGACGUCCGCAAAGCCUUCGCGCCUCUUGUCCCCAUGCUUGAGCCCUGCUGGGGGACACAUGUGUGUGCCGUGCUGCUGGCUCGGGCACUACGGUGUGUCUGGACAGUUUGAAACAAAAUGGCUACU
Messenger RNA from Prorocentrum cordatum, 744 nucleotides. NCBI's taxonomy places the organism in Eukaryota, Dinophyceae, Prorocentrales, Prorocentraceae. The record is from the annotation of a GenBank genome assembly.